Messenger RNA from Nematocida major, 516 nucleotides. RefSeq lists its product as uncharacterized. The transcript has a single exon. Lineage: Eukaryota; Fungi; Microsporidia. The record is from RefSeq and is a predicted model, not a curated record. The coding region runs from base 1 to 516 and encodes 171 amino acids.
AUGCGCAAGGGCUACACACUACUGCCAGAAGAGGAGCUGGAAUCUCUCUGCGACUCAAACACAUCGCACGUUUUGGCUGUGAACAGCAUAGAGCUGGGAAAAAAGACGCCUAUUGCACUGCCGCUUUUUGUGGCCGACGAGGCUGCGGUAGAUAUGGUGGCUGGCAGCGUGCCUAUAGACGAUGCGCUGUGCGCCUUGGCGCAGGAUGUCGCUGGCGGAAGCGCGCAGAAAGGGUACAGCAGCGACGAAAUAGAGUACACGCUGGAGAUAGACCUGGCCAGCAUCCAGGAGAGAUAUGAGAUGAUAGGCAUUGAGAAAGAGGAGAGCGAGGUCGACAAAAUAGACAGGGCGGGGCAGUACAUAUACGAAAUCACCGCGGACAGCGCAAAGUACAUAGCGAAGUGCGCGACAGUGGACAACAACUCGUACAUAGUUCUGUCGGACGAGGGCAACAUAUACAGCAUAAACCAGUCGUGCACCGUGCGCAAGCCCAGCGACAAAAGGCUAGAGGAGUGA